GGUGCACUACUCUCAAACCUGAGAGCUGUGCUUCACAGCACACCAAGAAGCUCUCUUGUUUAAUCCCACCAUUCACUGUUUAUUCCAGCAAAUUACCAUCGCUGCCGGAAGAGAAAUCAACAUUUUUCUUACUUAGGGAAAGACUAGACCCGGUCACGACCUACUCCUGGCGGAGCUUUCACUAUGUCCGCCGUCGAUGCGCGGCAGGACGAUUCAGUGUCCGAAGAAUCAGCGAUGUCCACAUCGCUGAAAUCGGAUUUCAGUUCACAGGCCUGUAACAUCCUGGCAGAGCUGCGCGAGCAGGGAGAACUGUGUGAUGCCGUCAUCAGGGUCGGGGACGUCGUCUUUCCCAUACACAGGAACAUCCUCUCUGCCUGCAGCAGCUUCUUCCGUGCUCUGUUCACCAGCCAGGUAGGUGAGAACCCCACCAAUCAACACGAGAUCACGUUAACUCACGUGAACAGUGACGUCAUGUCGGUCAUCAUUGACUACGCCUACACUCGACACGCCAAGGUGACGUCAGCGAAUGUUGAGCAACUGUUGCCCGCGGCUGACCAGUUUCAUUUCAUGGGAUUAGUCAAGGACUGUUGUGAUUUCCUCAUAUCAGAACUGUGUGCCGAUAACUGCAUCGGGAUACGAAAGUUCGCACAAACCUACUUCUGCUCGAACCUGGAACAGCAGGCACUCAAGUACGUCCUGGUCAACUUCACGUCCGUCUAUACCAACAGCAACGAGUUUCUUCAGCUGGACAUUGACGAGGUGUGUGAGAUACUCCAGUCAGAACACCUGAAUGUGAGAACAGAGGAGCUGGUGUUUGAUGCUUUGUGUCGGUGGAUCGACUACAGCCCUGAUAGAAGAAAACGUCACAUCGCCCGCCUACUGAGGACCAUCCGACUCGGUCUACUGACUACAAGUUUUUUCGUCGAGAAGGUGAAGCCUCAUGAAUACGUUAAAGACAGCGAGCAGUGCCGUCCUAUUAUCAUCGAGACGCUGAGGUUCUUGUAUGAGCUGGACAUGGAUGAUAGGAGAGAGGUGGACAUGAGCAACCCUAUAGCUAGACCCAGGAUCCCUCAUGAGGUGAUGUUUGUGAUUGGUGGAUGGAGUGGUGGGGCACCGACCAACAUGGUGGAGACGUACGACACACGGGCCGACCGCUGGGUCGUCUGCCCAGUGGCGGAUGCAGGUCCUCGCGCCUACCAUGGCAUGAUUACGAUGGGCCAUACGAUCUACGUCAUUGGCGGAUUUGAUGGGGUCGAGUACUUCAACAGCUGCAGAACCUUCGACCCUGUGAACAAAGUCUGGGCCGAGGCGCCGCCUAUGAAUUGUAAAAGGUGUUACGUCAGUGUGGCUCUACUGGACGGCCACAUCUACGCCAUGGGAGGCUUUGACGGCCACGUCCGGCAGAACUCGGUCGAGAGGUUCACAAAGGAGACGAACCAGUGGAGUCUGAUCAGACCCAUGCACCACCAGCGGAGUGACGCUUCGGCCACAACCCUGAACGGAAAGGUUUACAUAUGCGGUGGCUUCAACGGCCAGGAGUGCCUGAACUCGGCUGAGUACUACAGCCCAGACACCAGCCAGUGGACGCUCAUCAACAACAUGAACAACAGGCGCAGUGGCGUCGGCGUCAUCGCCUACAACGAGUGCAUCUACGCCCUGGGCGGCUUCAACGGCGUGACCAGGAUGAACACGGGGGAGAGAUUCUGUCCCAGGACACGCCAGUGGGUGGACAUCCCGGAGAUGUACAGCCCCAGGAGCAACUUCGCUACAGAGAUAAUUGACGACAUGCUGUUUGCUAUUGGAGGCUUUAACGGAGUUACAACCAUCUUUAAUGUGGAAUGUUACGACUCGAACGCUGACGAAUGGUAUGAUGCCACCGAUAUGAGUCUGUAUCGCAGCGCCCUCAGCGCAUGCGUGGUCAAGGGUCUACCGAAUGUCCAAGAUUAUAUCUACCAAAACAGACUUUUCCGAAACCCAGACACUUCAACCAAUGUCGACCCGUCCCCCGACUCUAUAACCAACUCCGGGUGACCUCGACUACAUCAGCAGUGGGGGUCCUUCAUAGCAACUUUAAUCCUCCACUACACUCAAAGAAUCAACCUAAGAAAAAGAUCUCCCCAGAGAUAUGCUAUUCCAAACAAGGGCGUUAAUCAAUGUUUACAUCAUGGGAGACUACAUGAUAAUGAAUGAUCAACAAGAGAGACUGAGUAAACGUCAUCAAAUUUUAAAGAGUCGAACCAUCACGAAACAAAUUUAAAAUGUUCUUAUUUUUAACUUGGUUUUUAGCUGUAAAGUAACAAAAAGCACUAAAGCUUUUCUACUAUGUCCCAUAACUCUUGGUGUACUUUCAGCUAGCCAAGUACGUUAAAGAAUCCCAACCUCGGGUACUUUGAUUUCAAUUUUUACCUAAGUAUUCGAUUAAAAUAUUAACGUAACAUUUUUAAAAAGAAAAAAAAACAUCUGUUUGAAGCAAAUUAAAAUCACGAAUGCAAACAAAAAAUAAAUGAAAGAUA
Molecule: messenger RNA, 2513 nt
Organism: Physella acuta
Lineage: Eukaryota; Metazoa; Mollusca; Gastropoda; Physidae
Product: kelch-like protein 10
Molecular function (GO): protein binding
Source: RefSeq, a predicted model, not a curated record